CAUAUUUGACAGCCACGUCGACCCGAAAUUGAAAAAUAAAGAUUUAAUUUUAAAAAAACUAUAUUUCUUGAUUUAUGUUUAAAGUAUAAGCCAAAAGCGAUAAAUUCUAUUAAGACACAAGAGCGCUAAAUGUGAAUAAACGAUUGAUUUUAAGUUUUAAGUGCAAACAUAAGGGUAGGCCCGAAAAACAGGCAAAAAUGUUAACAAAAUUCGAAACCAAAUCGGCCAGGGUGAAGGGUUUAUCCUUCCACCCUAAAAGGCCGUGGAUCUUGACCAGUUUGCAUAACGGCUCCAUCCAAUUGUGGGACUACAGGAUGUGCACCCUAUUGGAGAAGUUCGAUGAGCAUGAUGGGCCUGUCCGAGGAAUCAGUUUUCAUAAUCAACAACCUCUUUUUGUUUCCGGAGGAGAUGAUUAUAAGAUUAAGGUAUGGAACUACAAACAAAAGAGAUGCAUUUUCACCCUCCUGGGCCACUUGGACUACAUCAGGACCACAAUGUUCCACCAUGAAUACCCAUGGAUUGUGUCUGCCUCCGAUGAUCAAACCAUCCGCAUUUGGAACUGGCAGAGUCGUACGUGCAUUUGCGUCCUCACUGGACACAAUCACUAUGUUAUGUGCGCAAUGUUUCAUCCUAGUGAGGACUUAUUAGUUUCGGCCAGUUUGGAUUCUACUGUGCGAGUUUGGGAUAUUUCUGGUUUGAGAAAGAAGAACGUUGCUCCAGGACCAGCUGGUUUGGAAGAACAUUUAAAAAAUCCAGGAACAACUGAUUUAUUUGGGGUAUCUGAUGCUGUUGUUAAACAUGUUUUAGAGGGACACGAUAGAGGAGUCAAUUGGGCAUCUUUUCAUCACAGUUUACCAUUAAUAGUAUCCGGAGCUGACGAUCGUCAAGUAAAACUCUGGAGAAUGAACGACUCUAAAGCAUGGGAAGUGGAUACUUGCAGGGGACAUUACAACAACGUGUCCUGCGUCCUGUUUCAUCCCCGUCAAGAGCUGAUUUUAUCCAACAGCGAAGAUAAGAGCAUCCGGGUCUGGUGUAUGCAAAAGAGAGUUUGCCUGCACACAUUCAGAAGAGAACAUGAGAGAUUUUGGGUAAUGACCUCCCAUCCUAACCUGAACCUGUUUGCGGCAGGUCACGACGCCGGAAUGAUCAUUUUUAAACUGGAACGUGAAAGACCUGCUUACACGGUCCACGGGAAUCUACUUUAUUACGUGAAAGAGCGCUAUCUGAGACGUUUGGAUUUCAAUACCGCCAAGGAUACUCCCGUUAUUCAAAUUAAAGGCGGUGGCAAAGUACCGGUCUAUGGAAUGUCAUUUAAUCCGGCGGAAAAUGCGGUGCUGUUAUUCACGCGCACCUCCAAUUUGGACAACAGCGUUUACGAUCUUUAUAUGAUUCCUAAAGAGCAGGAGAGCGGUGAUCAUGUACCUGAGGUGGAAAGUAAAAGGUCCAGUGGGUUAACGGCCCUAUGGGUCGCCAGAAAUAGAUUCGCCGUUUUAGACCGAGGCCAUCAAAUCGUCAUUAAAAACUUGAAAAACGAGGUGACAAAGAAAGUGCAAACCCCCACGUGCGAUGAGAUCUUUUAUGCGGGAACUGGAAUGCUGUUAUUAAGGGAUACGGAGCAUGUCACUUUAUUCGAUGUGCAACAAAAAAGGACUUUGGCUCAAGUAAAAAUCAAUAAAUGCCGGUACGUAGUAUGGUCAAGCGAUAUGGCGCACAUAGCUCUACUAGCUAAACAUACCGUAACAGUAUGCAAUAGAAAACUGGACGUUUUAUGUUCAUUACAUGAGAAUACCAGAGUGAAAUCCGGUGCCUGGGACGACUCUGGAGUAUUUAUUUACACCACCAGCAAUCAUAUUAAGUACACCCUUACAAAUGGUGAUCAUGGAAUAAUUCGCACCCUAGACCUGCCGAUUUACAUCACAAGAGUUAAAGGGAGUCAAGUAUUUUGCUUAGAUCGCGAAUGCAAAUCGAGAAUCUUCACUAUCGAUCCUACGGAGUAUAAAUUCAAACUGGCCCUCAUCAAUCACAGAUAUGAAGAAGUGUUAUAUAUGGUUCAAAAAUCGCGGCUAGUAGGGCAAUCGAUAAUUUCCUACUUGCAACAGAAAGGUUAUCCAGAGGUGGCGUUACAUUUCGUAAAAGAUGAUAAGACGAGGUUCACGUUAGCUCUGGAAUGCGGAAACAUCGAGAUCGCUUUGGAGGCCGCCAAAUCUUUGAACGAUAAGAAUUGUUGGGAUCAGUUAGCGCAAGCGGCCCUAUGGCAGGGUAACCAUCAAGUCGUAGAGAUGUGCUAUCAGAGGACCAAGAGUUUUGAAAAAUUGUCAUUUUUAUAUUUGAUCACCGGCAAUUUGGAGAAACUGAGGAAAAUGACUAAGAUUGCGGAAAUUCGGAAGGCCAGAUCGGCCCAGUAUCACGGUGCUCUGCUUUUAGGCGAUUUUGCUGAGCGAGUUAAAGUCCUUAAAACGACGAACCAAUUAUCGCUCGCAUAUUUAACCGCCGCCACCCACGGAAUGGCCGAGGAGGCCGAACAGCUAAGAGAGGAAAUCGGUGACGUUAAAAAAUUGCCUGACGUCGAUCCGAAGGCGACAAUAUUGAAACCUCCCUUACCCAUUCAGCAAGCUGAGAGCAAUUGGCCUUUAUUGACCGUCAGCAGGAGUUACUUUGAAAACACGGCUGCCCAAACCACUUCGAGCAAACUAGUCGCCGAACCGGUUGCCGCGGAAACCAUGAAAGAAGUCGAGGGAUGGGGAGACGACGAUGACGAAAUGGCGGAUGCGGAAGAGAAAACGAUCGAAAAAAGAAACUCCGAAAGUGGCGAGGCGGGUUGGGACGUAGAAGACGCAGAUUUAGAUAUACCCGAACUGGGACCGAGCGCCGUUGCCGAAACUACUGACCCUUACAUUCACUUACCUUCCCCGGGUCCCUCGCCGAAAACGAUGUGGACGAAAAACUCGCAGCUGGCCGCCGACCACAUUUUGGCCGGCUCUUUCGAAUCGGCCGCGCGUUUAUUGCACGAUCAGGUCGGCGUGGUGAAUUUCAAACCGUACGAGUCGUUGUUCAUGCAUUUGUACAGCGGUUCGAGGACGGUGGCCGGUCAUUUGGCUAAUUUGCCCCCAAUAUUCACGUAUCCGCUGAGGAAUUGGAAGGAAGCCACCAUGAAGACCGGACUGCCGGCGGUCGGGGUGAAAAUGAACGAUUUGGUGGCCAAAUUACAGGUCUGCUAUCAACUGACUACAGGUGGAAAAUUCACUGAGGCAAUAGAAAAAUUGCAAAUCUUGCUACUAUCCAUUACCCUGUUAGUGGUCGAUACGAAACAAGAAAUAGCAGAAGCGCAACAGAUGUUAAGGAUAUGCAGCGAAUACAUUUGCGGCUUACAGAUGGAAACUUUAAGAAAAACUCUACCUAAAAGUUCUACGGACGAACAAAAACGCCAAUGCGAACUGGCCGCCUACUUCACCCACUGCAAACUGCAACCCAUCCAUCAGAUCUUAACGUUACGAACGGCCCUCAAUAUGUAUUUUAAAUUGAAGAAUUACAAGACGGCCGCCUCGUUUGCCAAACGUUUGUUGGAUUUAGGUCCGAGGCCUGAGGUCGCACAACAGGCCCGGAAAAUUUUACAAGCUUGCGAUGCCACACCAACCGACGAACUGCAACUCCAAUACGACGAGCACAACCCGUUUAAUCUUUGCGGCCACUCGUACACUCCGAUCUACAGAGGAAAACCGGAAGAAAAGUGCCCACUAUGCGGCACCAGCUAUUUGCCCAAAUACAAAGGGAACCUGUGCAACGUGUGUCACGUGGCCGAAAUCGGGAAAGAUUGUAUCGGGUUGCGGAUAAGUAUGCAUCAAUUUAGAUAGAUAGAUUGUUUGUUUACGAAUUAUUUUCUGUUUAUACAUUAAUUGCUAAGUAUAUUAUUAUAUUAAUAUAGGAAGUAUUAAA
Molecule: messenger RNA, 3933 nt
Organism: Anthonomus grandis grandis
Lineage: Eukaryota; Metazoa; Arthropoda; Insecta; Coleoptera; Curculionidae
Gene: alphaCOP
Product: coatomer subunit alpha
Exons: 18
Coding region: 198-3851 (1217 amino acids)
Biological process (GO): retrograde vesicle-mediated transport, Golgi to endoplasmic reticulum; intra-Golgi vesicle-mediated transport; endoplasmic reticulum to Golgi vesicle-mediated transport
Cellular component (GO): COPI vesicle coat
Molecular function (GO): protein binding; structural molecule activity
Source: RefSeq, a predicted model, not a curated record